AUGCGGGAGGCGUGCGGGAAGCGUGGGGGGAGAGUGGUCUGGCUGGCGGGGGAGAAGGCCUUGGCCCGCGCGCUCGCUGUCGCACUCCACACCCUCUGCGCCUGGGCUCUGUCAGUGCUGCCAGGGCGAUUGAGGCCAAGGGAGGAGGGCGCGGCGAUGGAGAAAGGGAAGGGGGCGUGGGCGGAAUGGGCGGCGCAAAUGCAUGGUGCGCUGGCGAGGCACCAUCACGUGCGCGGGCGACUGCUGCGGCGGCUGCCUCUAGCAUCGUUCAACCCAGCACCCCUGCUGUCGUCACGGCUGAAUCUCGCCCCCUCGCCGCCCGCAACCGUUACUCCCGCGGCUUCCCACUGCCCCUCGCCCUCACCGCGCAGUGCUGCAGCGGAAGGCGCAGCAGAAGCGCUCAUAUGCGCGGCAAGGUUGGCGGAGGAGGAAGCGCGCGGCAGCGACACGUCCACGCCCACCGGAUGGCGCGGCCCCGCCACGCCCAUCGCGUGCUUCGCUGACAGCAGACCGCAGCAGGUACGCAGGAGUUGGCGUGUAGCGUGCGAGGAGUCGCGGCACGUGACGGCGGACGGCAUUCGCGACGCGGAGAUUUCCGAGGAUCGCGCGUUCCGUGCGUCAGGCGCUCCCCGUCGAUCCCGCUUUGCCGCUGCGCCCGGCCCCGCGGGAGGGUUACCAACGGGAGGGUUACAGUCGAUCGCAAGUUCUCGAGGCGCAUUUAGCGAGGAUGGGCAGGGGGUUGCAUCAGCGAAGCGGCGAGUGCAGGGGCCGUGGAGGCAGCACUCCUCAUUCUUGCUGCGAUCCGUCGAUCAUGCCGCUCUUCACUCUCUCCCGCUCCGCUCGUCUUCGCCCUCCUCCUCCUUCUCGCCCUCUUUCCGUGCCUCCUCGUCGCAUUGGCGGGCCUCCGCGGUUCCUGCAAGUUCGGCAGGAGGCUCGGCAGGCUCCAUCUCGUUAGAAGCUGACGCGUUAAUGGGUACGGGCGCGGCGCAAGAGGCGGCUCUGGCGGAGAAAGCGAUCGCGCGAGCGGCGGCGGGUGUUGGUACUGGCGCAGGCGCGUUGACUGUAGCGGGGGGUGGACGAGACGACAGGCGUAGAGAUUCAAACGUAAUCGAUAAUCUUACCUCUCGUGCUGCCCCAUCCUCCAGUGAUUCUCGACAGCUAGCUCUUCUUCAAGCUAAUACGCGUCACAAGACAUCUUCUGCAGCUUCGAAAGCGUCUAACUCCCACCCCCUCACUCCCGGUCCUCCGCCGUCUUCUCCGUCCCUCCGCCUGUCGUCCCCCGCCUCCCCCCGCGCGCUCCCCCUCCGCCGCCGCCCGUUUCUGUUCCCCCUCCGCCUCCUCCGCAUGAGGAAUCCGGGAGUGCGGGCGGCAAGGCCCGUCGCGUAUUCUGACAUGGUGGCAGCGGUGAAAGCGGGGAGAGUUAAGAACGCGGCUAUGGAGGAGAGCUCGAACCGCAUCUGGUUCAACAUGCAUAGUCAAAGCGCUGCUGACGUGGCCUCGGCUGCUGCUGAUGCAUCUGCUACUGGUGUCACCGCCACAUCUGCUGCAGUAUCUGAUCAACUAGCUGACAAGAUGGAAGCAGCAACAGCAGCACCAGCAGCACCAGCAGCACCAGCAGCAGCAGCAGAGACUGACAUUGAAAUUGCGCUUACAAGCACUCCUACGGCUGCCGUCGCUGCCGGUUCUGCCAGUGCUGCCACUCCUGCUCUUGCUCCCGCUCCCAUUCCUCCUGCUCUCACCUCCCCACCGUCUCUCCUCCCGCCCUCUCCCACCCACGCCUCCUGGCGCUCCUUCCUCGUCUCCCUCGGCCCGCCCUGGUCCUCCCUCGUGCGUCUCCCAGCCGAUCCCCCCUUCGCCUACGUCUCCCGUCGCAUUCACAACGACGAGUCAUUCCUCCUCCCCCUCCUCAUCACUCACAACGUGCGCGUCGCCUCCGUCCCAGUCCCAGCCUCCCAAACCCUCCGCACCGUUCUGUUAACCGCGCUCACCGUUUGGAUACCCGUUGCACCGCUGAUUUACCUCAUGAUGAAGCAGCUGAAUGGGGGGAGGGACGGCGGGUGGCGACGGGGGGGAGGGGGCAGGGGUGCGGCCGGAGGGAAGGGUGGAGGGAAAGGGGGAAAGCGAGGAGCAGGAGGAGCGAGGGGGGCGGCAGGGGAGGUGAGAUUCGAAGAUGUAGCUGGGGUGGACGAGGCGAAGCGAGAGCUCAUGGAGCUAGUUCAGGGCAUCAAAGGAGCUGGCGCGUUUGCUGCUAUGGGCGCACAUAUCCCCAAGGGGGUCCUCCUCAUCGGCCCCCCUGGCACGGGUAAAACCCUCCUGGCCCGCGUGGUAGCAGCAGAGGCGGAUGUGCCGUUUUUCGCUGCGUCUGCGAGUGAGUUUGUCGAGAUGUUUGUUGGGAGAGGCGCGGCCCGCGUGCGGGAGCUGUUCCGAGAGGCGAGGAAGGCCGCUCCGGCGAUCGUUUUCAUAGAUGAGAUUGACGCGGUGGGGGCGCGGCGCGGCGCGAGCAGCAACGACGAGCGGGACCAAACCCUCAACCAGCUGUUGACAGAGCUGGAUGGGUUUGAUUCGCCCGAUGAUGGGGUGCUGCUGCUGGCUGCUACUAACCGGCUGGAUACGCUUGACCCGGCGUUGACUCGCUCGGGGAGGAUUUCGAGAAGGGUGAUGGUGCCUCUGCCUGAUGUGGAUGGGCGGAGGGAUAUUCUGAGAGUGCACAUGCGGAGGAUGGGAGAGAGGAUGAAGGGAAGGAGGAGCGGUGCGGGGGAGGGGCGAGUGGGAGGAGGUGUGGUAGGGGGUAGAGGCGGAAUUGGAGGAAGAGUGGGGAGUGUGUGGGAUUUGCUGGGGGCGGAGGAGGAAGAGGAGGGGAUGAGGACGGUGGUUGCGCGGUAUUCAGAGGGGUUCUCAGGGGCGGACCUGGAGAACGUGGUGAAUGAAGCUGCAUGGCUUGCUGCCAGAAGUGGCGAGGCACGGGUGAGUCUGGACCAUUUCCUCGACGCGGUAGAGCGCACUCGCAAUGGCAUCGGCAUCACCACCACCACCACUGGCCUUCGCAUCAAGCCCCGUGCCCGUGGCAGCAGCAGCAGCAGCAGCAGCAGCCCCCUGCUUGGGUUUCUAUCCCGUGCCCUUGGACCGUUGGCACAGCAGCAGGAGAAGGAUGUGCCUGCGCGUGCCAUCUCACCCGGGAUCUGA
Closterium sp. NIES-65 is the source of this 3183-nucleotide messenger RNA. The record is from the annotation of a GenBank genome assembly. Lineage: Eukaryota; Viridiplantae; Streptophyta; Zygnematophyceae; Desmidiales; Closteriaceae.